Messenger RNA from Salvia miltiorrhiza (redroot sage), 2465 nucleotides. RefSeq names its product calmodulin-binding protein 60 A-like. Gene Ontology annotation, molecular function: calmodulin binding; sequence-specific DNA binding; DNA-binding transcription factor activity. The record is from RefSeq and is a predicted model, not a curated record. Bases 219 to 2072 code for a protein of 617 amino acids. NCBI's taxonomy places the organism in Eukaryota, Viridiplantae, Streptophyta, Magnoliopsida, Lamiales, Lamiaceae. Gene Ontology annotation, cellular component: nucleus. The transcript has 9 exons. Gene Ontology annotation, biological process: regulation of salicylic acid biosynthetic process.
UGUACGGCUCCACAGACACGAUGUUGUAGAGUGUAGAGGGUACACGCCAUGGCCUCUCCCCAAUCGCCGACGCGUUCUCCUCAUUUCUGCAUCUGCAUGUAUAAAUACUUCAAUUUCAGAGUAUCUUCCCAAACUCACUUCAGGGACGAAAACAAAAGAAAAAAACAUAAACAUCAAUCCUUGUUUUUUUCGGGGGAGAGCUUCAGCUGAAGCCGAAGAUGGAGAAUGGCGAAGAUGGUGAAGGGGAGCACCCCGGCAGCGUAAAUAUUGGGCAAUCUCUUUCUCUAAGAAAAAUGAUGGAAAUUAUUGAACCGGCAGUAUUGAAAAUUAUUCCACGAGUAUUGAAGCCUAUGGUCAUCAAUGCUGUUCAGGAAGUAAUAAGGCCGAUUGUUGAGGUUUCAUUACGUAAAGUGGUACAAGAGGAAAUUCAAAAAUUUGAAGAGAAGCUUUUGACUGGAGGGACUCGGAAUGACUUGCCAAAAGAAAGGAGUUUACAUCUGAGGUUCUUAGAUGAAGCACCCGAUACUGUUCAGACAGGUAACGAGAUUAGAGGAAUAAAAGGUGAAUGGCUGAAGUUGGCUCUCUGUGAUGCAAGCGGUCAUAUUGUGACCUGCGGCCGUGAAUCUUCUGCAAGAGUGGAGAUAGUACUUCUAGACGCCAGCGGUAAUGAUGUUGAAAAUAACACAACUCCUGAAAAUUUUGAGAGAAGAAUCAUUAGAGCGGGAGACAAGGAGAAGCCUCACUUUGCUAAAAUUGUCUAUGUAAAUCUCGAGAAAGGUGUUGGCAUUUUGAAUGGUCUCAAGUUGGGACAUGGAAAAGACUGGACCAAGUUGUGCAACUGUAGGCUAGGGGCAAGGAUUCUGGCGAACUUUGUAGUGCAAGAAGCGUGGACCAGACCGUUUAAGGUGAUAGACAAGCGCGGCAAGCAUUAUGGGAAACACAACACACCAUUUCAUUAUUCUCAAGUUUGGAGAUUGAAUGGAAUUGGCAGAGAUGGUGAGCCAUUUAGGCGCCUGACAGAGAAAAACAUAAAGACAGUGCUAGAUUUUCUGUUUUGGUUGUCUGUAAAUCCUAAGGGGCUCCAAGAAGAGAUGUUAGGUGCUGGUGAUGGCAGGUGGAAUACUAUAGUCACUCAUGCUCAGACCUGCAUAAUUGAUGAUAAAAAGAUGUACUCUCACGAAUCUUCCACCGAACCUCAAAUGUGUGUUAUUUAUGAUAGUGUGGGAAAACUGAAGGGGGUAAUCGACAAGUCCCACUUUGUUCCAAUUGAUAAUCUGUCUGCUGAUAAAAAGGAUCGUGCACGCAAGUUACUUAGCUCUGUCUUAGAACCACCUGCAUUUGGAGAGCGAUACAAGUCCUCCUUCAACGAUAAAGAUGCCCUUCUGAAGGAGUUUCCAUACAUAUCAUCUGACACUCAUGCUUCCACAAGCUCAUCAAUCUCCGGUCUCCCUGUUUAUGAAGAUAUGAGUGGAUAUCAGACAAUAGAGGCAGGUUCCUCGUCUCAGAGCACCAUCGAUCCUAAUAACUCCUAUUACUCUGGGCCUUGCGACUCUCUUGGAUCAAAAGAAAUGGGAGAGCCAUCCAACCCCGCCUCUGGCCAGUUUCCUUAUCCUCAAAUCACAGAUGAUGAGACUUCAUUUUUAUUUAAUAAUGUGGAGGAUUUCAGAGCACGUUCUUCCCUAAAGAGUAUGCUGCUCUCGGAAAAAGACACGGCUGAUGCAGAAAAGCAGUUGGUAGCAUGCUCUUGCAGAAACGGGAACAUUAUGCAGGAGUCGAGCGGUGUUGGAGUUAGAAGCAGUGGACAUUCAAACGCCUCAUUUUACAGCACAAGUACAGCAAUGGAACUUUGUUUUGAUGAGUGCUACUACUGUCCUUAUAGCCCAAACCCCAUGAUGCAUUAUGCUGCUGAUAUUCUUAGUCGAAACGAGACGUGUGACGGUGGAGCAGCGUCUCCGUCUCCGCUGGUUGAUCCGCCAAAGAGGUGGAAGAAACUGUCGAGGCUAUGGUUCUCGUUGAGCGAAUGGAUGUCGAUAGAUGCUAGCCGUAGGCGCAAGAAGAGGAGAGUUGGCUAACAUGAGAUGGUCUCACACAUAAUGUUUUUUUAGGCAUUGGCUUUGGCGGAGAUUUAAUAUAUAGGCCGAUUAGAAAAGGCUGCCCCAUUAAGACAAGCUCUCAUCUCAACUUUCGACAAGCCUCGGGGCAUGUCUUUUAAACCCAUGAAGCAACUAAAGAAAUUAUUUUUCUAAAUUGCUGGCUAGCUUUUUUUUUUUUAUUAAGUCAAAUAAGAUUUUUCAGCUUAUAUUUAUAUAGACAAAUAUGGUUGUAUGAUAGACCAAAUAGUUAGUAUAUCUUUGAUAAGGGUUGGUAUCAAGUGAGAAUUUAGAAUUUUGUGACACCUAAAAACAAUUAUGGACCCUUGAUUCUUACUAAUCCAAUGGUUGACAUUAAUAGAUGAAUUUUAUAAU